CUGUUCUAGGGAGGGUACCCCCGUUCCAAUAGUAUCGCCCAUAGCCAACACAAUACACCUGGAUCGCCCCUGAGCGCAGUUACGAACUCAGCCUUCUAUGAUACAUCCCUUUGUGUUUGUACCGAUCCGUCUCCAGAUGGUGCGAUCGCUAAGCAGACGCGGCCGCUUCCAUUAGACUUUAGUCGUGAGCACAAAACGUCUCAGUUGCGACAGGGACCGGCUACAGGCAAACGGGACGGGGCGAUUCCCAGCGCUUUGCGGCCAAACAGCGGGCAGUGCCGGGGGGGUCCCGGCGGCUCAAUGAGAGCGAUAGGGGGAGAAGUUGGCAGCCCCGGCCGGGAGUCAUGAUGAAGCAGUUGGAAGCAGCAAGUCGGAUAUCUCCUUAAUCUCCCCGGCACCCUCCCCGGCACCCACCCGGCACCCACAUGUGGGAAUCGCGUCUCUUCCCCUGGAAGUUUAUAUUCCGGCAGCGAUUUCCCACAUACCUGUAGCAGCGACUAACGGCUGAUCCAUCCCCAGCCCAGGGGCCCCGGACGCCGCUGAAACGCUCUGCGCUAACGAUUUCCAGCCGGUAGUCGCCUCCCCGGGAUUUGCCUUUUUUGCUUUCUGAUUCUUUAUGGUUUUGCAUUGACUCCGGUCGAAGGGAUCGCUAUGGAUUGUCUGUGCAUCGUUACGACCAAGAAAUAUCGCUAUCAGGAUGAAGACACCCCUCCCCAUGAUCACUCGUUACCUCGACUAACUCACGAUCUGAAAGGCCCCGAACUCGUCCACGUGUCCGAAAAGAACCUGUCCCAAAUAGAAAAUGUCCAUGGCUACGUGAUGCAAUCGCAUAUAUCCCCGCUAAAGGCCAGUCCUGCUCCCAUCAUUGUAAACACGGACACUUUGGAUACAAUCCCCUAUGUAAGCUACACACCGUUUCAUGAGAACGCAAUCAAUGGAACCGAAAUUGAAUACGAGUUUGAAGAAAUUACUCUGGAGCGGGGGAAUUCCGGCUUGGGAUUUAGCAUUGCCGGAGGUAUCGACAACCCUCAUGUAGGAGACGACCCUGGAAUAUUUAUUACAAAGAUAAUACCAGGGGGAGCAGCAGCGGAAGAUGGCAGACUCAGGGUAAAUGACUGUAUUCUGCGAGUGAAUGAAGUGGAUGUUUCUGAAGUUUCGCACAGCCGGGCAGUGGAAGCUCUCAAGGAAGCCGGUUCCAUCGUCCGACUCUACGUGCGGCGAAGGAGGCCCAUCUUGGAGACGGUCGUAGAAAUCAAACUCUUCAAAGGGCCAAAAGGUUUGGGCUUCAGCAUUGCGGGGGGUGUCGGAAAUCAGCACAUUCCUGGGGACAACAGUAUCUAUGUAACCAAAAUUAUCGAUGGUGGAGCAGCACAAAAAGAUGGCCGACUGCAAGUUGGAGACCGGCUACUGAUGGUCAACAAUUACAGCUUGGAAGAAGUCACACAUGAAGAAGCAGUGGCCAUUCUGAAGAACACGUCGGAUGUUGUUUAUUUGAAAGUGGGAAAACCAACUACAAUAUACAUGACCGACCCGUAUGGACCCCCAGAUAUUACCCACUCAUACUCGCCGCCGUUGGAAAGUCACAUCCUGAGUUCGGCCAAUAACGGGACUUUGGAAUACAAGAGCCCUCUAGCGCCUAUUUCUCCGGGAAGGUAUUCCCCGAUCCCAAAGCACAUGCUUGUGGAGGAUGACUACACCAGGUCCCCAGAACCCGUUUACAGCACUGUGAAUAAACUGGCGGAGAAGCCUUCUACCCCACGACAUUUCUCCCCUGUAGAGUGUGAUAAAAGCUUCCUCCUCACCUCUCCGUAUCCUACUUUUCAUGGAGGGCUGAUGUCCGAGUUAGAGAUUUCCAGGGAACCCCGCAAAGUGAUUCUGCACAAAGGCUCCACUGGGCUGGGGUUCAACAUUGUCGGAGGGGAAGACGGAGAGGGGAUCUUUAUCUCCUUCAUCCUGGCGGGGGGCCCAGCGGAUCUGAGUGGGGAGCUGCAAAGGGGAGACCAAAUCAUAUCGGUGAAUGGCAUCGACCUUCGUGGGGCAUCCCAUGAACAGGCCGCGGCUGCGCUGAAAGGGGCGGGUCUAACAGUAACAAUUGUAGCCCAGUAUCAGCCAGAAGAAUACGCUCGAUUUGAGGCCAAAAUCCAUGAUCUACGUGAGCAGAUGAUGAACCACAGUAUGAGUUCUGGGUCUGGCUCCCUGAGAACCAACCAAAAGCGUUCCCUCUAUGUAAGAGCCAUGUUUGACUAUGAAAAGAGCAAGGAUAGUGGCCUCCCCAGCCAAGGGCUCAGCUUCAGAUACGGGGAUAUUCUACACGUGAUCAAUGCUUCUGAUGAUGAGUGGUGGCAAGCCAGAAGGGUCACUCAGGAUGGAGACAGCGAGGAGAUGGGGGUUAUACCCAGCAAAAGGAGGGUGGAGAGAAAGGAGAGAGCUCGUUUAAAGACUGUAAAAUUUAAUGCCAAGCCUGGGGUUAUCGAUUCCAGAGGGUCAUUCAAUGACAAGCGUAAAAAGAGCUUCAUCUUUUCACGAAAGUUCCCUUUCUUCAAGAACAAGGAUCAGACCGAGCAAGAGACCAGUGAUCCAGAACGGGGGCAGGAAGACUGCAUUCUCUCCUACGAACCCGUCACGAGGCAAGAAAUUAAUUAUACCCGGCCUGUAAUUAUUCUGGGCCCCAUGAAAGACCGGGUCAAUGAUGACCUGAUAUCUGAAUUUCCUGACAAGUUUGGCUCCUGCGUGCCACACACCACAAGACCAAAGAGAGACUACGAAAUGGACGGCAGAGAUUACCACUUUGUCGCCUCAAGAGAACAAAUGGAAAAGGACAUCCAAGAGCACAAAUUCAUAGAAGCCGGGCAAUACAACGAUAACUUAUAUGGGACUAGUGUACAGUCGGUAAAGUUUGUUGCAGAAAGGGGCAAGCACUGCAUUCUAGAUGUAUCAGGAAACGCUAUCAAGCGACUACAAGUAGCACAACUCUACCCAAUAGCUAUUUUCCUUAAACCCAAGUCUGUAGAGUCACUAAUGGAAAUCAGUAAACGACUAACAGAGGAACAAGCUAAGAAAACAUUUGACCGAGCACUUAAAUUAGAGCAAGAAUUUGGGGAGUUUUUUACAGCUAUUGUUCAAGGCGACACUUUGGAGGAUAUUUAUAACUCAUGCAAGCAGGUUAUCGAGGAGCAAUCAGGGCCUUUUAUCUGGGUUCCAUCAAAGGAGAAAUUAUAACUUUGCCAGUAACCGUGAAUGGGAAAGGAAGACUCAGAGAAUUCUCUAGAAUAUUAUUUUGACCUUUUUUUUUUUAAGUUUUGUAGUAUUUAUGUUCUUGCGGUCUUUGAAUUUCCAAUGAAUGUACAACAACAACAAAAAAUAUUGGCCGGACUGUGGGACUGUUAAAUUCUGAUCAUAAUGGUGGAUGACCGUUGUACUGUCACGGAGAGUCAUUUGGAGACCAUUCUGGGAUUCUUUCAAGAGAAGAACUUAGUAAAUUCCAACUUUUUGUUCCCUCCAGGAUCCCAACAUCCCCUACGGACAUUGGAUCAUCCCAAUUCUAUGGACCCCUAGUCCAAUUGUGCUUGUUCCGUUUGUUGAUUGCUCUAAUAUCCCAUCCCAGACUUGCUUUGCUUCUCCUCGCACACAGAGUACGACAAUAGGGGGCUGAUUUACUUACCCACGAACGGGUCGAAAUGAGUCCGAUUGCGUUUUUUUCGUAAUGAUCGGUAU
Messenger RNA from Xenopus tropicalis (tropical clawed frog), 3714 nucleotides. It is a transcript of the gene dlg2, whose product is annotated as discs large homolog 2. Lineage: Eukaryota; Metazoa; Chordata; Amphibia; Anura; Pipidae. The record is from RefSeq and is a predicted model, not a curated record. Gene Ontology annotation, biological process: chemical synaptic transmission; maintenance of postsynaptic density structure. Gene Ontology annotation, molecular function: nucleotide binding; ATP binding; kinase activity. Gene Ontology annotation, cellular component: neuromuscular junction; neuron projection. Bases 652 to 3219 code for a protein of 855 amino acids. The transcript has 22 exons.